UCAUUUCCCCUUUUGUCCCUCUCCUUCAACAACAAAAAUGAAGAAACUGAUUAGACGUUUAUCGCGCGUGGCUGAUUCAUCGUCGAACUACUCUUUACUCCGUUCUGAAUCCAGGUCAUCAUCUCGUCCACGUAGACUCCAAUCAUUCCGUACUGGAAAACUCAGAUCCGGUACCGGAGUUCCUGAAGGACACCUCCCUGUUUACGUCGGCGAUGAAAUGGAGAGAUUUAUUGUUAGUGCUGAACUUCUUAACCAUCCCAUCUUUGUUGAAUUACUUAAUAAAUCCGCUCAAGAGUAUGGUUAUGAACAGAGAGGUGUUCUUCGUAUUCCUUGCCAUGUUCUCAUCUUUGAACGAGUACUUGAAGCUCUUAGGCUUGGCGAUGAUCUACAGGAUCUUAUUAAUGCUCUCUCUGAUGACUUGCUUUAGCAGUACUGUGUUCAAGAUAGAUUUUUUUUUUUUUUCUUUUUCUUUGCUAAGUACUAAACAGGGGAUUAGCAGUUACGUAGAGCAGAUCGAUCUCGACGAUAUACUAUUAGUUAAGAGAUCGUUUUUUUCUCCUUUUUUCCCUUUCUGAAAAUCGUGUAAAUAUUCUGUGAUGGAAAAAGGUGGAGGAGGAUUUCUGGAAAAUUAGAAACACGAAAAUGUGAUUGACAUAUACUACUUACUGUACAUUUUUGUUA
Molecule: messenger RNA, 681 nt
Organism: Lycium ferocissimum
Lineage: Eukaryota; Viridiplantae; Streptophyta; Magnoliopsida; Solanales; Solanaceae
Product: auxin-responsive protein SAUR71-like
Exons: 1
Coding region: 38-427 (129 amino acids)
Biological process (GO): response to auxin
Source: RefSeq, a predicted model, not a curated record